Messenger RNA from Boeremia exigua, 3717 nucleotides. RefSeq lists its product as uncharacterized. Lineage: Eukaryota; Fungi; Ascomycota; Dothideomycetes; Pleosporales; Didymellaceae. The record is from RefSeq and is a predicted model, not a curated record. The transcript has 2 exons. The coding region runs from base 164 to 3358 and encodes 1064 amino acids. Gene Ontology annotation, molecular function: protein binding.
UCCGCAGUCUGUUGUUUCGGUCUCGACGAGAGACACGUCCAAGCUCUGAUUUAAAGGCUGCGAGUCCCGCCGCUGAGGGGCGCGAUCCGCACUACUCCACGAUAGAACGCGCCCGGUGCGCGCGCUUUGCUGAACCCGAUCUACGAUAAGCACCUGCGUUGCCAUGGCCUACCAGCACCAGUACGACAGCCGCGCGCAGCCGCGACAGCAGCAACCGCAAUCUUACGACCGGGGAUAUGCGCCGCAGGGACAGCCGCAGGGACAGCCGCAAUAUGCCGGCUACGACAAUCAGUACGACCAGCAACACUACGACUAUGGCUACGAUCAGCACGGAUACGACCCGCACGGAUACGAGCAGCACGGACACGAGCAGCACGGCUGGGACGACGGCUACUACAACGACCCGCAGGCCGGCUACGGUAAUGUACAGCAGCAGCAGCAACGGUACAACGACGGCGGCGCAUACGGGAGGCCGCAGCAGCAGCAGCAGCCACAGCCACAGGGACGCCGUCCACCACCACAGCAGGCGCAAUAUGCGCCGGACGCCGGUCGCGGCGCGCAGCAGUCCCGUCGACCACGGCAAGAGCAGGGGCAGGACCCGCGGCGGCCAACGGGUCGCGGCAAUGCGCCUCCGCCAGCUCCGCUGCAGGGUCGCGGAGCACUGAGGCCACCAGGCUUGGAUCGCUCGCUCCUACAGCAGAAGUCUCCCAAAGCCAUUCCACAGGAUAACCCAUUCCCCACCUUUCCCGUGCAACACCCAGGGCAGGCGCCCAAGAAAGACAGCCUGGACCAGGCCAUGUCCAAUAUGGACAUCAGUGGUGGCCGGCCGGCUGAGAGGCAGCGGCGACCCUCGGCGCGAGGCAUGCACCCAGAUGGCCGCGGUCCGGGAAGAAGUGCGCCGAAUGUCAGAGCAGACUCGGGCCAGUUCGAAGGGAAUGCGCAAGGACAGCGUCGGCCACCGCCUAACAACAUGCCUCCUGGACAGCGACCGCCGCCCAUAGAAAUGGGGGGUGGGAGAGGUCCACCUCAGCGGCAACAAGAUCCAAUGUCACCUUCGCAGCAGAUGUUCGGGCCUGGCACGCAGCGGGCAGCGACCAUGCCCCAUCGCACAGACAUGAACCAGCAGCAGUGGGCUGACCCCGGUGCCCUUGACAGCUACCACGGCCCUGAAUCACCAUCGUACAUCCCCCCUGGGCCACAGCCUGGUGGCAACAGGCACAACGGACCUCCUCGACUACCACAACAGCAGCCGCCGAUGCCGCGGGUGCAGACUACUCAGCAGCCGCAGCGUGUCACACCGAAUCAGCUAUUGCCGUCACCAGACGAUCACAACCCUACCCUUGGCAAUUUCUAUGACGACUACUAUCAACAGGGCAACGGCCGGACAAGCAUAGCUGAAACAAUAGAUAUGCCGGACUUCGAUGCAAUACCAGAGACAAGUCGUGGACACCGGCGAGGUGACUCGAUAGACAACCACCUAGCGCCAAACAACUUGGGUGGCCAGCGACAGGCAGUCCGCCCAGUGAAUGGUGUUCCCCAGCCGAGUAACUUCCAGCAACAUUCACUGCGCAGUAGAUCGCAACCUGACCUGAAUGCGCAAUACAAUGGCGCAUACGAGAUGGCUGCAGACGCGCCUCCUAUGCCACUGCCCGUGAGGGCGAAUACUGGCUUUGCAGAGCCUACCGGACUGCCGAAUGGACCCCGAGGACGAGGGCCGCCUCCACGCAGCAUGACCACUGACCCCGGCAUGCAACGAGGACCGCCUGGCCUGGGCUAUGGUGGAGGGCAACAACCGAACUUCGAUCCGCGAUACGGGAGGAAUCCACCGCCUGUUCAACGAGGUUACUCAGACGACUCCGCCUAUUCAGAGCCACCACCGAAUACGAUGAGGAACGUCUCCUCACCGAUGCCAGGACCGCCUAUGGUGCGACCUGGGACAGCUGCACCUGCACCUGGGCGUACACCGAGCGACCCUCUUGGCCGACGGCCAGGAACAACCCAGCCACAGACGAAUCCAGAUGCUCUGCCUGCACACCCAGUCCCUGUCAGGGCUGGGCUCGUACAGCAGCAGCAGCCGCAGCGUCAGCCAACCAAUGCGCAGAGACCGCCUCCCGUUCGACAGUACAACAGCGACCAGUCGCGCAUCAGCCUCGAAAGUCAGCACUCUAUUGCACAGCAAUCUGCGGGUCAACGACGUAGCUCGGUACCGCAUCCUGUCACAUUUGACGAACUCAACCGCCUCCGCAGAACUUGGAAAGACAAACCCACAGAUGAUGCUACAGGUCUGUUACUCGCGAAAAAGCUGGUGGAGGCUGCAAGCGUGCUAGCAGACGAGAAUGGCACCGCAGACAAGCGUACACGCGACAAGAACAAGGAGAAGUUCGUGCUCGAGGCCCACAAGAUCGUCAAGAAGCUUGCUCAACAUCAGUACGGCGAUGCUAUGUUCUACCUUGCGGACUGCUACGGCCAGGGGCAACUUGGGCUGCAGGUCGACACCAAAGAAGCCUUCACGCUGUACCAGGGCGCUGCAAAAGCAGGCCACGCUGCAAGCGCGUACCGCACAGCCGUCUGCUGCGAAAUGGGCCACGAAGAAGGCGGCGGCACAAAGCGCGACCCGCUGAAAGCCGUGCAAUGGUACCGGCGCUCCGCGGCCCUGGGCGACACCCCCGCGCUCUACAAAAUGGGCAUGAUCCUGCUCAAGGGCCUGCUCGGGCAGCCCAAAAACCAAGGCGAAGCCAUCAACAUGCUCCAGCGCGCCGCCAACCAAGCCGACCGCGACAACCCGCACGCCCUCCACGAACUCGCCCUCAUCUACGAACAGCCCGCGUCCGGCAACGAGCGCCUGAUCCCCGACGAAGCCUACGCGCUGCAGCUCUUCAUGCAGGCCGCCGACCUCGGCUACAAAUUCUCCCAGUUCCGCCUCGGCCAGGCGUUCGAGUACGGGCUGCUCGGCUGCCCCGUCGACCCGCGCAAGAGCAUCGCCUGGUACACCAAGGCCGCCGCGCAGGAGGAGCACCAGUCCGAGCUCGCCCUGUCGGGUUGGUACCUCACGGGUAUCGACGCCGUGCUGCAGCAGUCCGACACAGAGGCGUAUCUGUGGGCGCGCAAGGCCGCGUGCGCCGAGCCGCCGCUGCCCAAGGCGCUGUUCGCCAUGGGCUACUUCACCGAGGUUGGCAUCGGGUGUCCGAAGAGUUUGGAGGAGGCGAAGCGCUGGUACGGGCGCGCUGCUGGUGAGUCCCAAUUAACUAUCCCACUCUUGUGUGUAGUACCUGCUAACCCGUGUCCCCAGCAUACAAGUUCCCCAAAGCGCAGGAGCGCCUCGAGGAACUCAAGCGCGGCGGGUCAAAGGCCCAGAUGAAGCGCGAAAGGCACAGUCGCAGUAACCAGAAGCAGCAGGAGGAGAACUGUAGUGUGAUGUGAGCGGAAGCGAACUGCAGGGCGGAAGCGAACUGCAGGGCGGAAGCGAACUGCAGGGCGGAACGGAGCUGCAGGGUGAUGUAAGCGAGAAGAAGAGAGGGAGAGAGGGAGCGCAGGAGGGAGCGGUAUACCCGGUGUACAUGGGCCAUACACGGCGCAGGAUGGUCUUGGGCUUGGGCUCGGUGCUGUAAUAACACGGACGCGUGCUGUAGUAAUCCAGACGUAUGCUCUGGGGGUUGGAUACCCGCGUCAAUGGAAACACGUACUUACUAGCUACACACCGUAGACAUCAAACCUGGG